Molecule: messenger RNA, 2019 nt
Organism: Loa loa (African eye worm)
Lineage: Eukaryota; Metazoa; Nematoda; Chromadorea; Rhabditida; Onchocercidae
Product: CBR-FHOD-2 protein
Exons: 12
Coding region: 1-2019 (672 amino acids)
Biological process (GO): positive regulation of actin filament polymerization
Molecular function (GO): actin binding
Source: RefSeq, a predicted model, not a curated record
AUGCAUUUACGAUUUGAACUAUUAAUGUUAGGAUUGCAUAAUAUCCUUGAACAACUUCGUGCUACAUCAUCUACCGUUUUGGAUGAUCAUUUUGAUUUGUUUGAAAUGAUUCGACAAGAAGAUGAACAACAUUUCACCAGAAGUGAUUCGGGUACAUCAACACCAAUUGAUGUGGAAAAUCCAACAGAUAUGAUUGAUAUAUUAAUGGAACGAUUGAAUAAUACUAUUGCAAUGCCUCAUUUCAUUUCCAUUUUACAACAUCUUAUGCUUCUAUCAUCUGAUCAUAAAAAUAUCAAUAUAUGGAGAUUACUUGAUAUUGUACUACAACAAUUGGUAUUACAUGUAAAAAUGGAUGUUUGCACUGAUAUACAAGAACCGAUUGUAAGCAUUGAUAUGAAUAAUGUUUUAUCGAGAUUACAUACACAAAAUGAAUAUGAUAAUCUUGAACGAAUAUAUAACGAAUUAGAGGAAGAAUUGCGAAAAGAACGAAUGCAUGUAAUUGAAUUGCAAAAUCGUUUGGCCGAUUAUGAUUUGCGUUCCAUUUAUUCCAGGACUAGCGCAGAUUCGACUGAUUCAACAUUUCCAUCCGAUCCAUGUCAAUCAUCAAGUUCAUCAACAUCAUCUUCAGUACCACCAAUAUGUCCACCAUCACAAUUACCACCACCACCACCACCGCCAUCAUCAUUAUUACAGCUUAGUAUCAAUGGUGAUCGAGUAUUAACAGAAACAAUUGAUAUGAAAAAGAUACCAAAAUCAAGGAUACAAUUAAAAACGCUUAAUUGGAUAAUAAUUCCAAAAGAACGAAUCAUUGGUACUAUUUGGGAGAAUAUUGAUGAGGAAAAAUUAUACCAACAGUUAGAUCUCGAAGAUAUUACACAAAAUUUUUCACUGAAUAAAGUAUCAAUUGAUGAAACAGAAUCAAUCAAUGAAACAUUACGUCGACAACGUACCGAAACAUUCAUUUCUAUUAUUGAACCACGUCGUGCCCAAAAUUGUACAAUUAUGCUAUCAAAACUUCGUUUAUCAAAUAAACAAAUUAAACAUGCUAUCUUAUCAAUGGAUCAAUACGGUGAAUUACCACGUGAUAUGAUCGAACAGAUGCUAAAAUUUCUGCCAACUAAAGAAGAAAUUUCAAAAGUAUGCGAAAUUGUGAAUAAAUAUAAAACACCCGGUGUAUUAUCAGUAGCAGAUCGAUUCUUUUAUGAAAUUAGCAACAUUCCACGAUAUGAAGAACGAUUACGUUGUUUGCAUAUUAUUAGUACAUAUCAUGAACGUAUCGAUGAUGUCACUAAUACUAUUAAAACAGUGACAAAUGCUUCAAUAGCUGUAACAAAUAGCAAACGUUUAAGACAAUUAUUACGUAUGAUUCUAGCAUUGGGAAAUUUCCUGAAUAACGGGAAACGUAAUGGAAAUGCAUAUGGAUUCACAUUAGCUUCAUUACGAUUACUCAUUGACGUACGUAAUUCAUUACGUUCCGAUCGUAAUUUAUUACACUAUAUUGUUGAACAAAUUGAAAAUAAGAAAUCAGAUGUGUUACGUCUAAAACGUGAUCUGGAAAGUGUUUAUCAGGCAGCAAGACAUAGUCGUAAAGAAAUUGAGCAAGAACUUUGUGCAUUACGGAAAUCAAUCACAGUUGUAACGGAAGCAUUAAACGGAAAUGAAACAGGAAAUGAUGAUGAUGAUGAUGCAUGGAAUAAUGAAUGUGAUCGAAAUGUUGAUCGUUUUAGCGAAGUGUUGAAGAAUUUCCUGAAUUCUAUUGAAAAUAAUUUUGCACAAGUUGAAAGGCAAUAUGGUGAUAUGAAUACUAAAUUCCGGGUAUGUGUACGAUUGUUUGCGGAAGAACCACGAACCACUUCACCGGAUGAUUUUUUUGGUGUAAUCUCGAAAUUUUUAACUGCACUAAUCGAAUGUCAUCAACAAAUUUGGGAAGAACGUGAGAAUUUGGAACGACUUAAAAAACAAACAUUAGCACGGUCAAUAUUGUCAAAAAAAUGUAAACUUUUUCAUUCGAAAAUUUAA